Molecule: messenger RNA, 1389 nt
Organism: Exophiala viscosa
Lineage: Eukaryota; Fungi; Ascomycota; Eurotiomycetes; Chaetothyriales; Herpotrichiellaceae
Exons: 3
Coding region: 114-1334 (406 amino acids)
Biological process (GO): protein import into nucleus
Cellular component (GO): cytoplasm
Source: RefSeq, a predicted model, not a curated record
UCAAAUCGAAACUAAACUGGUGUGAAACUUCCAUACAAUGCGGUAAACUCAAUCUGAACUUAUGCGCUACAUGAAUCCAUUUGAACAAUUCUCUACGGCAUCUUGCCUUCAAGAUGUCUUCUGUUCCAGAACGCAUCUCGAUCAAGCGCAAGAGAAAUGAUCUUCCGCCAGAGACUCUUUAUCUUGAACAUGGCAGCGCUGUGGUCAAAAAGCGAAGAGUAACAGACUUCUACUUCCAACGAGUUCGGGACCGCACGAUCGCCCCCAUAUCACUUCGAGAAAAAACUGAACCACCUCCGAAAGCAUCUCCACGCGUAAUUCCCGGUGUACCUACAGUCCGAUGGACAUCUCCCGGGGACGAAAAACGGGAUUAUGAGAAGUUGAAAGCAAGUUUGAAAGCCCAAGCGAACACAGAUACCGCAGGCACCAAUGCGAGGCAUUCCCAAGAUGCGGCCACGGGCAGUCAGUCUGCGCCAGCGACUCCCAUUUCGACCGAAAGCCUGCAAGCUGCAAGGCGUUUCCAUCUAGCCCGCAACCUCUCGUCUGUACUCAGCCCAAACUCUUCCGGUGGCAUAAGAAAGCAGAAAAGCGGAAUUCGCCCUCCACUUGCGACAUUCGUAGAGAAACAUGGUGCCACGUUCAGUCAUGAAAACAACCCGUUAUACCGAGGCGAACCUGUGGACAAAAUAUUGGACACAAGCAAGGUUGGAAACUUGAAAAAUGGAGUAUCUGAAGGCGUACAAGAUCCAGAUUUGGAGACCUUGCGCACGUCUCAUCGGAAUGCCACCAACACUUUCCUCCAAGCAACGGCGAAGGGAGCGAAGAAGGGCACUUCAAUCAUGGAUCAUCCAAGCACCUGGGAUCAGGAGUCAGACCAACUCGCGGAUGAGUUGGCAGCUCUGGCAAUGGAGCUCGACCCUGAAGUAGAACACAAGGUUGAAGGACAAGAUCCUCCAACACCACUGAAGAACACGACGGACACUGUGAUGACCUCAUCAGACCGAGAAGAUGAAUACAUUUACGAAACUUAUAUUCGUGUGCCUUACGACGAUAAAACACAACACACACUAGACCUGUCCCCGAACAAUAUUGGCGUUUUGGUUAUCACCGAGGAAGAUGAGGAUUUGUGGCUAAAAUAUGUCGACAGUGACGACGACUCAGACUGGGACGACGAAGACUCUAAUGCUGAGGACAAUCCGGCAAAUGAUUAUCCGGAAGACGAAGUCAGUUCGGACGAUGAGUAUGGAUACAACGCCUACAAAUACCGUCGCCAAGCUUCCGAUGACGAGGCGUUUGACGAGGACGAAGACGCCGACGGUACCAGCAAAUGGUGACCCUGUCCUAGCGAUAGACCUCACAUCCCUGACGAGCUUUUUCAAGACCUCCGCC